CUUGUGUUGCUCUUCUUGUGUGAUUAUUCGAUAAACUCUAACGAAAGAGCGAGAAAGAAAGCGAACAGAGCAAUUGCAAUGGCGUCGUUUCUUCAAUCUUUUCUCGAUCCAAAGAAGAACUGGUUGGCCGCUCAGCACAUGAAAUCCCUCGUCAAACGCCUUAGCAAAUACGGGCUCCGAUACGACGAUUUGUACGAUCCUUACUACGAUCUGGAUGUGAAGGAGGCGCUGAAUCGGCUCCCGAAGGAGGUGGUGGACGCCCGCCACGCUCGUCUCAAACGCGCCAUCGACCUUUCCAUGAAGCACGAGUACCUCCCUGAAGAUCUUCAGGCUAUGCAAACACCGUUCAGGGGCUACCUCCAGGAUAUGCUGGCUCUUGUGAAGAGGGAGAGAGCAGAACGUGAAGCAUUGGGAGGUUUGCCCCUAUAUCAACGAUCUAUUCCUUGAGUGAAUUAAGUAUUACAUGAAGGUAUUUUGAUUGAAGUGGAGGUUUACAAUGUAUUGAUGUUGUGGUAGAAUGUUUUCUUUUAAGAAGAAAACAUGUACGGUUUCUUGAUAAACUUAUAUGAAAUGCAUUUUUUGAUGGUAUAAACUGGCCUCAGCAGGCAUUUUCUAAUAAUGGCAACAAUAGACACUUUUGCCUUGAAAUUUAUAGCUUGAAUGUUCUUUUGGCUCUGUGCUUAGUUUUUCUUUUGAAAUCAUUACCUUUUGUAUAUGUUGUCGAAGCUCGUCACUGCCUUGUGUUGGCCUUUGUUUCGAAGAGGAACAAAAAUAUUUGCUACAAUGCAAAUACUUGGUGAAUGAAUUGUUUGGUUGGGUGCUUUUUA
Messenger RNA from Vigna radiata var. radiata (mung bean), 827 nucleotides. Its product is annotated as cytochrome b-c1 complex subunit 7-2. The record is from RefSeq and is a predicted model, not a curated record. The transcript has 4 exons. Gene Ontology annotation, biological process: mitochondrial electron transport, ubiquinol to cytochrome c. NCBI's taxonomy places the organism in Eukaryota, Viridiplantae, Streptophyta, Magnoliopsida, Fabales, Fabaceae. The coding region runs from base 79 to 447 and encodes 122 amino acids.